CUGGCUGUUCCUGGCCGUCGGACUGAGUGAAAGGAGCAGGGCGAAGGACCGACCCCUGGAGAGGGAGAGAACUAAUGCAAUACUGUACCUAUCUCCGCCACUGAAUCCUUUUCAAUCCAGGAUCAUCCUGAAAUUUUCUCCCCCAUCCUCCUGACAUCAUAUCAGCGGAUUCCUUCAUCUCCAACACUGAGACACGCUUCCUUGAGUUGUGUGAGCAUCUCCCCAAUUAGUGUUCAUGAUCAACUAGUGACCGGCUAUCCUGGUUUUGGGGGAUCUGCAUCAUGUUAUACUGGAGUAGAGUUGUGGGGAGCUGCUUCAUAGGGUUUCUAUUUCUUGUACUAUGGGGCAGGCAGCAUCUGCAUUCAACUCUAGCUCAAGGUCACCUGCCGCAAGAUUUUGAAGUCACUGAGGGUCAUCGACCGAACAUUCGUCUAGAUAAGAACCUUGUUCAAGACAAAGAUCAUAUUAUGGAGCAUUUAGAUGGUGUGAUAGACAAACCAGAAUCUGAGAUGACGCCACAAGAACUUCAACUUCAUUACUUCAAAAUGCAUGAUUAUGAUGGGAAUAAUCUUCUCGAUGGAUUGGAAUUAAUAUCAGCCAUUACACAUGUACACAAAGAGGAAAGUGGUGGCCAAGGACAGCCCAUGAGUGAACAAGAAAUUGUUAGUUUAAUUGAUGACGUUUUAAAAGAUGAUGACAAGAAUAAUGAUGGAUACAUUGAUUAUGCUGAGUUUGCAAAGUCACUAGAGUAAAAAGGAUGCACGAACGUGGAGUUAUAUUUCCCAUUUUCUGACAACCAUAGGGGAAGCAAUUAAAUAUAUUUUUUAUUAUUGGUGAAGGUCAGUUAACUUUAUUUCCUUUACAACUGAGCCAAUACUAGUUUACCAGUCUCUACAACCGAAAGAUUUUAACUUGUGUACAGAAUUGCAAACUGAUGUUUUUAAACUUUCACUGGAUAUAAACAUUUUUGUGCAAUUUAAAAAUGAAACUUCUACAAGAGUAGUGUUAAUGUUAUCCAUUAUUUCAAUAUUGUGAAAUUUUUCAUUGGAGACAUACUGUAAAUAAAACAGUAACUCAUGUUGACAUUAGAUCAUCGCAAUGUGAAAUGAUUUGUAUUUUAAAGUUAUCACUUUGUUACUUAAGUCAGAAUUGCUUCUAACUGUAUAGGGCAAAUCAAUAAAUUAGAAAAAGACCAGUUCUUGAACUGUUAAAUAUCUUCAUUUCUAAUGUCAGUUUUGCCUCAAAACCUGCAAUUUAAAUGUAGGUAAUCAAUAAAUGCACUAGUUAUAUUGUAUUACUGUACAUAUCAAUUUGUAUAUGAUAGUGUUUGUGGGAUAAGCCUUUUAAAAUGUAGGAUCUUCUAGUUUCAGGAGUCAGUGAUGUAGUGUAACAUUAUAGCUAAGUAACCUUGCUGUUAACCUACUUGUGUUGAAUAUGACUUUUUAAACUGUUCAAGGGCCAGCAGUGGCAUGCUUUUGAUACCGUUUGAUAUUGUAGGACAUAUUUGUACUGAUCAUGCUUCACCCUCAGUUCCUAGUUUUUGCUGAUCUGUCAGAAGAAGCAGAAUGAAGAUUAUAUGCUCCUGACUGAGUUUAAUCAGUUCUGUGGUAUUUGGAAUAUAGAAUGUCCAGUGUUUGUUUGAAAGUUAUGUUUACAAAAACAUUUAGUAGUGGCUUUAUCAUUUUGUCUAUAAAAUGUAUUAGUUUUAAAAUUUGGCUUAUUGAUAAGAUUGAGUAUUAUUAAUAUAUUGGAAACUGUUCACAUUCUCAUGAGCCAUCUUUAGCACUGCACCUUUUUAACUGGUGAAGGGAGCAGUGGUUGGCAACUUUAACAAAUUCCAGCCUUGAAAUUAUGCUGUUUGCACUGGUGUACAGACACUUGGUGUAUUGUUAUGGCAUUUUAUCUAUAAUAAGUGUUAAAAUAGUCAUGAAUAUCAUACUGAUGUAGUGUUCAUGUAAUGUUCAUACACCACAACUUCAGGACCUCAUGGGAAAUUUAUGUAGAAGUGGAAUUCUGCUUUGAGACUUCUGUGUAUAUAUAUAUGUAGUGGAUAAAAGAUAUUUUAACUGCA
Molecule: messenger RNA, 2071 nt
Organism: Carcharodon carcharias (great white shark)
Lineage: Eukaryota; Metazoa; Chordata; Chondrichthyes; Lamniformes; Lamnidae
Gene: mcfd2
Product: multiple coagulation factor deficiency 2, ER cargo receptor complex subunit
Exons: 4
Coding region: 282-752 (156 amino acids)
Molecular function (GO): calcium ion binding
Source: RefSeq, a predicted model, not a curated record